UUUGAAAAGAAAAUUGAGUACCUUUUUCUUGAAGAGAUGAUUUGGUUUGGAUUCUCGAAAAAAAUUAGAAAUACAAGUUUGCCCUCUGCUUUUGGGAGAUGCGAAUUCACAUCUUUAUUCUUUUCUUGCUAUUUAUCCUCAAAGAUUGCAAAAGGCCCCUGUCCUCAAAUGUCAUAACAUACUCUGACUUCACUUCUCAAACAGUAGAGUAAAGUUGCAGUCUUUGAUCAUUUCUCUCUCUCUCUCUCUCAACCCACUAUUACAAAAUGGGUUCUGAAGGAUCGUCGCAGGUUGUUGUACCAAGGAGCUUCAGGUUAUUGGAAGAGCUCGAGAGAGGAGAGAAGGGAAUAGGUGAUGGAACUGUAAGUUAUGGGAUGGAUGAUGCUGAUGAUGUAUACAUGCAGUCAUGGACAGGAACCAUCAUCGGUCCUCCUAAUACUGUACACGAAGGGCGCAUAUACCAAUUAAAACUAUUCUGUGGGAAAGAUUAUCCAGAUAAUCCACCAACUGUGAGGUUCCAGACAAGGAUAAAUAUGAGCUGUGUAAACCUGGAGACUGGUGUGGUCGAACCCCAUCGUUUCCCUAUGCUUUUAGACUGGAAAAGGGAGUGCACGAUGGAGGAUAUCUUGAUACAGCUCAAAAAAGAAAUGAUGUCUCCCCAAAAUCGUAAACUGUCUCAGCCUCCUGACGGUCCGUCUCUUCUAAUUUGCUUCUUUGUAGACGAACUAGAAAUUUAUGAAUCAUAUUCCAUCCCUCUAUUUUCUUGCUUGUUUCCUUUCUUUGCUUUGAACUGCGGACUACGAGAUGCCUUUAGCAUAGAGAUGUUGUGGAUCUGGCUUUUUAAUCAAAGAAUUUUGCUCAAGAUAUGAAAUAAGAACCUCUCAUUCAUGUUUGGUUUUCUACUUUUUUUUUUUGUGCUUUGGGGGUAAAAUUCAUAGAUUUCUUGUUAACAGGCAACGAGGAUGCUAGGUUGGAAAAAGGGAUAAUCAUCAGAUGCUGCAUUCUCUAAUUAUUAUUAUUAUUAUUAUUAUUAUUAUUAUUAUUAUUAUACAUAAGAAAAGUGUAAAAUCCCAUGUAGUUUGUGGAACAUGUACUGUCCAAAUGUAACAUAAUCACUCUCGUACUCACUUCCAUUAUCCAUCCGAUAAUUUGUAUCUGUUGUGCACAUUUUAGCUUUUUCAUGUUCACAGUUAAGGGUAAAAUAUGUUUCGUUUGUAAUA
Messenger RNA from Salvia miltiorrhiza (redroot sage), 1220 nucleotides. RefSeq names its product ubiquitin-conjugating enzyme E2 variant 1A-like. NCBI's taxonomy places the organism in Eukaryota, Viridiplantae, Streptophyta, Magnoliopsida, Lamiales, Lamiaceae. The record is from RefSeq and is a predicted model, not a curated record. Gene Ontology annotation, biological process: protein K63-linked ubiquitination; DNA damage tolerance. The transcript is spliced from 4 exons. The coding region runs from base 267 to 869 and encodes 200 amino acids. Gene Ontology annotation, cellular component: nucleus.